Molecule: messenger RNA, 1335 nt
Organism: Pseudocercospora fijiensis CIRAD86
Lineage: Eukaryota; Fungi; Ascomycota; Dothideomycetes; Mycosphaerellales; Mycosphaerellaceae
Exons: 4
Coding region: 1-1335 (444 amino acids)
Biological process (GO): transmembrane transport
Cellular component (GO): plasma membrane; fungal-type vacuole membrane
Molecular function (GO): transmembrane transporter activity
Source: RefSeq, a predicted model, not a curated record
AUGAUCUCACUAUGGUGUAGUGCGAAUUUAACCGCGAAUCACGUAACGCUCGGGUUACUGGGACCUUCGGUGUAUGGACUUUCAUUCUUGGAUUCGGCCAUGUGUUCGGUUUUUGGGAUUUCGGUGGGAGCGUUGUGUACGGCUUACAUGGCGACUUUUGGACCUCGGUCGGGGAAUCGAACUAUGGUGAGCUUUCAGGGAAAAUUUUUGGGGAUUGGAUAUCAUAUGGGGUGGUGGCCGAGUCGGAUUUGUGUGGUGCUGAAUUUGGUGAUUAUGCUUGGGUAUGGGAUGAUUGAUACGGUGGUUGGAGGGCAGAUGUUGUCUGCGAUUAGUGGUGGGAGUACGUCGAUUGUGGUUGGGGUGGUGAUCGUAGCGCUCCUCACUUACAUCCUCACCGUCUUUGGUCUUCCUAUCCUCCACGCCUACGAGCGUUACGGCUGGAUUCCGCAAGCCGUGAUGUUGCUGAUUCUGGCUGGCUGCGCUGGACCGUACUUCAACACUUCAGCUCCAUCAGUGGGCAACAAGGAGACAGUCAUCGCGAAUCGCCUGUCAGUGUUCGCGCUCUUCCUGUCCGCGCCCAGCGGUUGGGCUCCCGCAGGAGCCGACUUCUUCGUCUAUUUUCCAGAACGCACAUCAAAGAGGCUCACAUUCUUUCUGUGCUGGACGGGGCUCACGCUCGGAUAUGCCUUCACCGUCCUCAUCGGCACCGGCAUAGCCUCUGGCAUCAAGACGAGAGCAGCUUGGGCAGCGGCUCACAAGAUAAGUCCCGGUGCAGUAGUCGUCGCCGGCUUCGAACCUUUGGGCCGCUUUGGACACUUUUGCGCCGUGAUCGUCAUGCUCGGUGUGAUCGCCAACAACGCUCCAGGCACUUAUGCUUGCGGCCUCAGCUUCCAGUGCUUGGGGUCUUGGCCGUUAAAGAUACCACGAAUGUACUGGAACACACUCAGCGUGGUCAUUUACACGAUCUGUGGAGCUGUCGGACGCAACCAUCUCUACAGCAUAUUCCAGAACUUUCUAUCCUUGAUGGGCUACUGGGUGACCAUCUGGGUCGUCAUCACUCUGGAGGAGCAGUUGAUCUUCCGCCGCAACACUGGAUACAUUUGGGAGGAUUGGAAUGAUCGCAAGAAGUUGCCGAUCGGAUGGGCGGCUUUGGCCGCCUUCGUGAUCGGCUGGGUGGGAGCGGUCCUCUGCAUGGACCAAGUGUACUACAUUGGGCCCAUUGCAGGUUUGAUCGGAGAUUAUGGAUCUGACAUAGGCUUGUUUAUCGGCGCAAGCUGGGCGGCACUUGUGUUUCCCGGUCUGCGAUAUCUUGAAAAGAAAGCUAUUGGAAGAUAG